UGUUGCGGCCAGGAAAGUUCUUUGUGGGGCGCCUUUUAUCCGCGGUCGGGAUGCCCGCUUCGUCUACUUUCGCGUCCCAAGUGCCAAACCCGAACAGACGUGUAGUGCUGGGUCCAUUAUUCCACGAUGACCUCGAAUUUUGGCGGUGGUUCCACAGGCGUGGUCUCUCGUUGCGCGGCGGAAGUUUGUGUGCACCCAUGUACAAUAUUUUGGAACGCCCGCCUGCACUAUCCGUGUUCACCGAUGCGUCUAAGCAAGCUGUCUGUGGAAGAGCAAGCUUGCUUUGUGGGGUCGAGCAAAUCGGUCCAGGGGGUUCAUGAUGUCAGCAUCAACGUGUUAGAGCUCCUUGGCAUGGUCAUGGGGGCAUGGAUGUUGGUAUUGGGCCGAAGUCACCAGCCUGUGGAGGCGGGUGAUUGUGUGCGCCUUCGAGGAGACAAUGAAGCAGCGACGGCGUGGAUUGAGCGUUGUCGGGGGGGCCUUGAGCCUCGAUCGGGGGCGCUGGUGCGCCUACUGGGGGCGCUGGAGGUAGCCAGCGGGUGGCAUUUCCACGCGACCNACAUGGUCAUGGGGGCAUGGGCGUUGGUAUUGGGCCGACGUCACCAGCCUGUGGAGGCGGGUGAUUGUGUGCGCCUUCGAGGAGACAAUGAAGCAGCGACGGCGUGGAUUGAGCGUUGUCGGGGGGGCCUUGAGCCUCGAUCGGGGGCGCUGGUGCGCCUACUGGGGGCGCUGGAGGUAGCCAGCGGGUGGC
Molecule: messenger RNA, 748 nt
Organism: Ectocarpus sp. CCAP 1310/34
Lineage: Eukaryota; Phaeophyceae; Ectocarpales; Ectocarpaceae
Source: the annotation of a GenBank genome assembly